Molecule: messenger RNA, 1513 nt
Organism: Penaeus monodon (black tiger shrimp)
Lineage: Eukaryota; Metazoa; Arthropoda; Malacostraca; Decapoda; Penaeidae
Product: low-density lipoprotein receptor-like
Molecular function (GO): calcium ion binding; protein binding
Source: RefSeq, a predicted model, not a curated record
CUUCUGGGAUUUAGAUGAUGCAACCUUUGGCGGUAGGAGGAUCAGGCACAGGGUCAUCCGAGGAAUUCCCUGCUUCUGCACUUUUCAAGUUGAUUCGGUGUCAUAUACAGUCGUGAAGCACGGCAAGGUUGGUACCUAUGAUUCAUGGGCGGAGCUUGACCGUUCAGUGAACGGUAUUCCUUAUAUGCUUCGGCUUCUUUUAGCGACUCUGGUGUGUCGUGAGAGCGAAUUCUCCUGCGAUGGGUCACGCUGUAUACCCAGGAAGUGGCUGUGCGAUGGCGACCCGGACUGUACUGAUGGAACGGAUGAACUGACUACCAACUGCCCGGCAAAGGUGGGCGACGGGACGAGGUCUUGUCGAGCCUCGGAAUUCCAGUGCGGGAACGGCAACUGCAUCCCCCUGACGUGGAAGUGCGACGGACAGGACGACUGCAGAGAUAACACGGACGAGGAGAACUGUGAAAAAACGUGCAGAGAAACGCAGUUCCAGUGUGUGAGUGACAAACAAUGCAUUACGAAGAAGUGGCGUUGUGACAACCAGAAAGAUUGUCAAGAUGGCUCAGACGAGGAAAACUGUGAAGAGGAAUCAGUGACUGUCCCACCACACAUGUUCAGGUGCGCCUCUGGCAUAACAAUUCCCACGCGUUGGGUGUGCGACGGACAGGAGGACUGCACUGAGGGGUCGGAUGAAAAGAACUGCCCAGGGGGAGAAGAAAAGAAGCCACUGGAAAGAUCGGAUCCUUGUCGAGAUAACGAGUUUCAAUGUGGAGCUUACUGUAUCAUGGCGACCUGGGUGUGUGAUGGAGGAGUCGACUGCCCUAACGGCGAAGACGAGGCAAACUGCGACAAAGAAUGCCCAGAAUCACACUUCACAUGCAGUAACAAGCAGUGCAUUCUUGGGCACUUGAGAUGCAACGGAGAGAAAGAAUGCGCUGAUGGUUCCGACGAAUCUGAAUGCCCCAAAGUACCGGCGGUUACGGAUGCGCCGAAAGUGGAAUGCAAUCUAACAUCUCACUUCUUGUGUUCACUCAACAAGUGCAUCCACCGCAGGAACCUUUGCAACGGCAGAAAUGAUUGUGGUGACUGGCAGGAUGAGUCUGAGGAAGAGUGCGGUGUGAACGAGUGUGAGAGGAACAAUGGGGGUUGUACACACUUGUGCGUUGACUCGAAGGGUUACCACUGCGAGUGUAGAACGGGAUUUCGCUUAGUUGGAAAGUACACAUGUGAAGAUAUUGAUGAGUGCCUCGAGGUCCCAGGAACGUGUUCCCAACAGUGCACAAAUACAAACGGCGGAUACCACUGCUCGUGUCUCCCCGGGUAUGAACGAGACCCAGGCAACUAUACACGCUGUAAGGCAUCGGCAGGAGAGCCUUACCUCCUUUUCUCACACAGAUAUGAUAUCAGAAGCCUUCGCCUCCGAGAUAAUGAUAUGACUUCAGUUGUGAGUGAUGCGAGGGAAGCGACAGCACUGGAUUACCUGUUCACUGGUCACCAAAUUAUCUGGUCUGAUAAC